Messenger RNA from Trypanosoma brucei brucei TREU927, 1704 nucleotides. RefSeq names its product katanin, putative. Gene Ontology annotation, molecular function: ATP binding; protein binding; ATP hydrolysis activity. The coding region runs from base 1 to 1704 and encodes 567 amino acids. The transcript has a single exon. Lineage: Eukaryota; Euglenozoa; Kinetoplastea; Trypanosomatida; Trypanosomatidae. The record is from RefSeq and is a predicted model, not a curated record.
AUGAGUAAAAAGGGUAACAUUCGCCUUCAGCCGCUCUCUAAUGAUCCAGAAGGCGCCCCAGGCUCAUCGCUCCAGCAGAUAAAGGUGCAACAGAAAGCUCGCGAGGAUAAUGAAAAGAUACGACUGAAGCGUGUGAAGGGUGCUAUCGUACUUAUUUCACAAUUUCUUCUGGACCAGGGAUACGUGGGUUCGCUGCAGAUGCUUCAGCAGGAAAGCGGUUUGUCGCUUCAAAAGUUCUCACCAGCCGAUAAUAUAGAUCUCCUCUCCAUUAUUAUGGAAUAUGAGCAGUAUUUUGAAUUCCGUUUCAAUCGCCGCCCCAAACUGUUUCGAGCCAAUGAAGGGGUGGAAGAGGGUUGUGUAGAUGUUCCAUCCGGUGGCGAACGCAUGGCCGUGCGACGGCGAGGUAAUGAGCAACUCGGUGGAAGGCCGAAGCCGCAACCUCUCAGAGCAAAUGGUGGGCCCAUAACUUAUGGCAAUGCCGCCUCUGUGGGUGAAGCACCUCAAAGCACUGCGCAAGAGUUAAAGCGACCAGGUCCUGGUGCACAGUGUCUCGCCCGUGGUUUGGUAUUGGCUCAUAAGGCAUCUCCUCCAUUGGGUCCAUCGCCAAGUUCACCACCGGGGUCUAAUGCGAGGCGGCCGGUAGUAACGGAGUGUCCUUUCGGGUUGGCGGGCAUGCGUGUGGAGGCGGCACCGGAGUUUAGUGGGGAUGCGGCUGCAUGUAGGUCUGACGAUGAUGGUUUCUUCGGUCGAGCGCUGAAGCCGCUGCCGCGGUUUCCAACGGUGGAACUACAGGAACUUGCCAUGACAAUACAACGUGACAUCCUCGACAGUAACCCCAAUGUGCGAUGGGGUAGUAUAGCGGCGCUAGAUGAGGUGAAACGUCUUCUAAAGGAGGCUGUAGUAAUGCCCGUCAAAUAUCCAGAACUGUUUGCGGGUAUUGUGCGCCCAUGGAAAGGUAUUCUUCUUUUCGGACCUCCUGGAACAGGCAAAACACUUCUUGCGAAGGCUGUGGCGACGGAGUGUCGUACCACAUUUUUUAAUAUUUCCGCAUCUAGUGUUGUGUCCAAGUGGCGUGGCGAUAGUGAGAAGUUAGUGCGUUUGUUGUUUGACAUAGCUGUUCAUUAUGCGCCUAGCACUAUAUUUAUAGAUGAGAUCGAUUCCCUCAUGUCAGCGCGCGGCGGUGAAGGGACGCAUGAAGGGUCGAGACGCAUGAAGACAGAGUUGUUGAUACAAAUGGAUGGCUUGUCAAAACGGCGCGGUGGCGAGGUAGUGUUUGUUCUUGCUGCAAGUAACACUCCGUGGGAUCUUGAUAGUGCAAUGUUGCGUCGCUUAGAGAAACGUAUUCUUGUUGGUCUUCCAACGCAUGAAGCACGGGCGACAAUGUUUCGGCAGAUUCUUACUGCAUCGGCGGCAUCGGCAGAUAUUGACUGGAAUGCAUGCGCCGCGGCUACGGAUGGUAUGUCAGGCGCUGAUAUUGAUGUCAUCUGCCGUGAGGCAAUGAUGCGGCCCAUUCGACUCAUGAUUGAGAAGUUAGAGGGUGCCGGGAGUCCAUCCGACCUGAAAUCAGGUGUAGUUCAACGACCAGUGAUCACCAUGCAGGAUAUUAUGGCUAGCGUGGCAUGUACGCAGAGCAGCGUGCAGCAGUCGGAUUUAAGUAAGUUUGAGGCCUGGGCGCGCAAGUAUGGCUCCGGAGCGUCGUCAUAA